GAUUCGGCUAGAAGAAAACCUGUUCUUCCGGGAAAAUGGCGACUCCCGCUCGUGCCUCGGAGUCCCCGCCGGCCGCGGAUCCGGCCCUAGCAGCUGGGUCUGCCGAGGAAGCCGAGUGCCCGCCGCCUCGACAGCCGCAGCCCCCGCAAAAUGUCCUCGCUGCUCCGCGGCUUCGAGCCCCAAGCUCCCGAGGACUUGGGGCAGCGGAGUUUGGCGGAGCUGCGGGAGAUGUUGAAGCGCCAGGAGAGACUUUUGCGCAACGAAAAAUUCAUUUACAAAUUGCCCGACAAAGGUAAAAAGAUGUUGGACUCUGUUGCCAAACUGAAAGCUGCCAUUGCAGAACGUGAAGACGUUAGAGGAAAAAGUGAACUGUUUCAUCUUGUUAGUUUAGAUUGUAAGCUACGGCAAAAAGCAAUUGCAGUUGUUGACAUGGACACAGAUAAGGUCCAGUAUUCUGACCAGAUACUUGAUACUUCAUCACUAGUUCCUGGCUGUUCCUCUGUAGAUAACAUUACGUCAUCUAAAGCAACCUCACAACAACAGGGACUUGUACGUUCUACUCACAAAGGUGAUGAAGAAGCUCCAGAAGUUGAAUACACAGUGAACAAGUGCCCAGCUUCCAGCAGCAGAGCCAGUGCACUUUCUUCAUCUGAAACUAGUGAGUGUCUCCCUCAGCAUCGGGUGUCAAGUCAAGCAGAAGAUAAUUCUAGCAGCUCUGACAACUUGUUUAUUGAUAGGUUACAAAGGAUCACAAUUGCAGACCCGGGUGAACACUACUCAGAAGAAAACAGGAGUACUGAGAACUUGACAGGCCUUUGUAGUAGGACACAGAAGAAGCCUCAUUACAUGGAAGUGCUAGAUAUGCGAGCCAAAAACCCAGUGCCCACACCACGUAAAUUUAAAACCAAUGUGUUACCUGCAGAACAAAAUGAUCUAUCUAGUCAUCCACAAAGGAGAGCGACUCCUAUUUCCUCAGAGGAAAGGCGGCGCAGGGAUAAGAAGCAUCUUGAUGACAUCACGGCAGCUCGGCUUCUACCACUUCACCAUCUGCCCACACAGCUGCUCUCCAUAGAAGACUCUUUGGCACUUCAGAAACAGCAGAAACAGAGUUAUGAGGAGAUGCAAGCCAAGCUCGCAGCACAAAAGUUAGCUGAAAGACUGAAUAUUAAAAUGCAGAACUAUAAUCCAGAAGGAGAGACUUCAAGGAAAUACCGAGAAGUGAGGGAUGAAGAUGAUGAUCAGUCCUCUGAUGAUGAAUUCUGAAGAUGGGCAUUGGGAUGAUCUCCUAACUCUCUGCCUGUUGAGAUGUCAUUAUCUUCUAUUAGACUUUCUAACAAGUAUCAAGAUCAGUGUCAGACAUUGUUGAGGGAAAGAAUUUUAUAGUUACACAAAGGUAGAUAUAAAAAUAGCCCAGUGUUUCUUUCAAAAGAUAACUUUCAUGUGCUUGAAAAGGUUAAUAUUUGAAUAUUGUGUUUAACCGCAUUGCAUUAAAGUUUUGCAGUAUGUCA
Pteropus alecto (black flying fox) is the source of this 1508-nucleotide messenger RNA. It is a transcript of the gene POLR2M, whose product is annotated as RNA polymerase II subunit M. Gene Ontology annotation, biological process: maintenance of ER location; transcription elongation by RNA polymerase II; intracellular signal transduction. Gene Ontology annotation, cellular component: intracellular anatomical structure; nucleus; RNA polymerase II, holoenzyme. Gene Ontology annotation, molecular function: transcription elongation factor activity. The transcript is spliced from 4 exons. The coding region runs from base 151 to 1263 and encodes 370 amino acids. The record is from RefSeq and is a predicted model, not a curated record. NCBI's taxonomy places the organism in Eukaryota, Metazoa, Chordata, Mammalia, Chiroptera, Pteropodidae.